Echinostoma caproni is the source of this 519-nucleotide messenger RNA. The record is from the annotation of a GenBank genome assembly. Lineage: Eukaryota; Metazoa; Platyhelminthes; Trematoda; Plagiorchiida; Echinostomatidae.
AUGGCUGACAAAACCUCCCUCGGAUCCUCCGACGAGGACACCCUCCCGAUGAGCUUAGAUGAACUUUUGUUGGUCGUGGAUAAAACUCUUUCACAGGCCAAAAUGCUAGGCAUAAUUCAGGAACAGGCCUUAAAACUAGGGAGGUUGAAGGCUGAAGUCAACGCUCUCGGUGACCAGGUCGCCAAACUCAACGCCCUUAUGUUGAACUCCCCAGUUCACUUCGCGGCAGACCGAGCGAUCAAAGUCUCCGAGCAGCAAAUACUAGAUACAGCAAGACUGUUACAGGCAGAUGCGACUGCCUCGAAAAAGGUUAUCUUCUGGGGACAUUUCCCGAGCUCUUUAACCCCUCAGGAAAUGACAAAGUUAUUCUUUAAACAUCUGAAUACGACAGUUUUCAAGCCCGGCAAAUGCUCGUGGAUUAUCCCGAAGAAAAGAAAAACUCCCCAUGGCCUCGUAGUAGAUAUGGGCUCUUCUUCUACAGCCCGUAAGCUCAUCACAUUCGCUCCUUUCCCGAAAUGA